This is a messenger RNA of Saimiri boliviensis boliviensis (Bolivian squirrel monkey), 2370 nucleotides long. RefSeq names its product transmembrane anterior posterior transformation 1 (gene TAPT1). NCBI's taxonomy places the organism in Eukaryota, Metazoa, Chordata, Mammalia, Primates, Cebidae. Gene Ontology annotation, biological process: positive regulation of cilium assembly. Gene Ontology annotation, cellular component: ciliary basal body; endoplasmic reticulum membrane. The record is from RefSeq and is a predicted model, not a curated record.
CGGGGCGAGGCGGGGAGGGGGCCGGCCGGAGGCGGAGGCGCAGCCAGAGCCUGGAGGGAGGCAGCGGGGACAGUUUGUUGUGCUCGGAACAUGGCGGGCCUCGGCGACGCGGCCGCCCUGGGAGAAGGCGGCGGUGGCGGCGUGGACGGCCCGCAGAGGGACGGCCGCGGCGAGGCGGAGCAGCUGGGCGGCGGCGGCGGACAGGGGCCCCCGCCGGCGCCUCAGCACACGGAGACGCUGGGCUUCUACGAGAGCGACCGGCGGCGGGAGAGGCGCCGCGGCCGCACAGAGCUUUCAUUAUUGAGGUUCCUCAGUGCUGAACUAACAAGAGGGUACUUCCUUGAACAUAAUGAGGCCAAGUAUACAGAAAGAAGAGAAAGAGUAUACACUUGUUUGCGAAUACCAAGAGAAUUGGAAAAGCUGAUGGUUUUUGGAAUCUUUCUGUGCCUGGAUGCGUUUUUGUAUGUGUUCACCCUGCUUCCUUUAAGAGUUUUCCUGGCACUAUUCAGGCUCCUCACUUUGCCUUGCUAUGGCUUAAGGGACAGGCGUUUGCUUCAGCCUGCCCAGGUGUGUGACAUUUUGAAGGGUGUCAUUUUGGUAAUCUGCUAUUUUAUGAUGCACUAUGUUGACUACUCCAUGAUGUACCACCUGAUAAGGGGGCAGUCUGUCAUCAAGCUCUACAUCAUCUACAACAUGCUAGAGGUAGCUGAUCGUCUUUUUUCAUCAUUUGGACAAGAUAUCUUAGAUGCUCUCUAUUGGACAGCAACAGAGCCUAAAGAAAGAAAAAGAGCCCACAUUGGGGUGAUUCCUCACUUUUUCAUGGCUGUUCUCUAUGUCUUUUUGCAUGCGAUUCUUAUAAUGGUUCAAGCAACAACUCUUAAUGUAGCUUUUAACUCACACAACAAGUCUUUGCUUACUAUCAUGAUGUCUAAUAAUUUUGUUGAAAUUAAAGGAAGUGUUUUCAAGAAGUUUGAAAAGAACAAUCUCUUUCAAAUGUCAAAUAGCGAUAUUAAGGAACGAUUCACAAAUUAUGUGCUUUUACUGAUAGUGUGUCUAAGAAACAUGGAACAGUUUUCUUGGAAUCCAGAUCAUCUCUGGGUGUUGUUUCCAGAUGUCUGUAUGGUAAUUGCAUCAGAAAUUGCCGUGGAUAUUGUAAAACAUGCCUUUAUCACCAAAUUCAAUGACAUUACUGCAGAUGUCUACAGUGAAUACAGAGCCAGUCUUGCUUUUGACCUUGUUAGCAGCCGACAGAAAAAUGCAUAUACUGAUUACAGCGACUCUGUAGCACGGAGGAUGGGCUUUAUUCCUCUCCCACUAGCUGUUUUACUCAUCAGAGUUGUAACAAGCUCAAUUAAAGUGCAAGGAAUCCUGUCCUAUGCCUGUGUCAUACUCUUCUAUUUUGGGUUGAUAUCCCUGAAAGUACUUAAUAGCAUCGUGCUGUUGGGGAAAUCAUGCCAGUAUGUGAAGGAAGCCAAAAUGGAAGAGAAGCUGUCAAAUCCUCCCCCAAACAGCACUCCAGGAAAGCCGUCCAGUAAAUCACAGAGCAAAUGUAAACAUUCUCAAGGCCUUUCCACAGAAGAAAACCUGUCUGCCUCUGUCACCAACCAGCCUGUUCAUCAAAAGGAAAAUGUCACACCAUUACUUGUUACAAGCAAUUCAGAUCAGUUUUUGACAACUCCAGAUGGUGACGAGAAGGACAUAACACAGGACAAUUCUGAAUUAAAACACAGAUCCUCCAAGAAAGAUUUGUUAGAGAUAGACAGGUUCACAAUUUGCGGAAACCGAAUUGACUGAAUCUGUGGCUCCGUGUGCUGAAUCUGUGGACCCGUGUGGGUCCUGGGGCAGCAAGUGCUGUGUUGCCAGGAUGGACAGAUGCUAAACAUGGCACUUAAAUAUUUAUUUAAAAACUUAAAUUAUUAUUGGCAAGCAAAUCUUAGUAUCUUUCUUCCAGUAAUGUGGUCUGGCUGAGGGUCAGAUCACAGGACAGGAGCAACCUCCAGCCUUGACUCUCUGGGAAACUUGAUGGAUUAUAAAACUUCCUCCUGCUUGGCCAGGCAGCAGUGUCACUUCUGGGACCUAACCAAGGCAACAUCAAAAUCUGUUUUGCUUUGUCAAUCUGGGCUUCCAGAAUGUUGAAUUUGCCUCAAGGCCUCUUCAGUAUAGGGAAAUACCUGGAAAACUGUGAGGCCUUUACCAUGACGUUACCUUUCCAGUCUGAUACUAUUUUCACAAACAGUUUUCAAACUUCACUUCAUCUGCCAAAGCAUUAAAAAAAUAUUAAACAUAAGUCAAGAUAAAUGUUCUUACCACCAGAAUAAUCCUUAAAGAUGUAUCUUAAUUAAUCAGAAUAAACGGCUACCUUAAAUAAGA